Molecule: messenger RNA, 1446 nt
Organism: Alternaria burnsii
Lineage: Eukaryota; Fungi; Ascomycota; Dothideomycetes; Pleosporales; Pleosporaceae
Exons: 3
Coding region: 1-1446 (481 amino acids)
Source: RefSeq, a predicted model, not a curated record
AUGAAGUCUGUUGCAUCCAUCGCCGCGGCAGCUAUGCUGUCCGGCUCUGCCAACGCUUUCUGGCGCAUGCCCUGCCACGACCGCACUGCCCUUGCACGUCUGGACCCCAUCGUCGACGAGGGAACUGCUUCCUCUCACGCCCACACCAUCCACGGUGGAAGCAACUUCGCUGAGACGACCACCUAUGACAUGCUUCGUGAGUCGGAGUGCACUUCGUGCCAGUUCGACGACGACAAGUCCGCCUACUGGACCCCCUCCCUCCACUUUGUCCACGAGGGUGGCAAGACUGAGAUCGUCCCUCAGAUUGGUGGUAUGCUCGCAUACUACCUCCUCCUCGGUGAUGACCUGAAGGCCUUCCCUGAGGGCUUCCAGAUGCUCGCAGGUGACUCCCGUCUCCGUAACUUCACCGGCCCGGUUCCUGACCCGCCAACCUCUGCCUGGACCGCCGACGACAUGACCCAGCUGUCUCUUGGCCAGAAGUCCAUUGGCUUCAACUGCCUCAACUACAACAAGGCACCCGAGGGCUCGCGCUAUCGCCACUUCCUCCCCACCAAGGACUACAUGGACGAGAACUGCGCCAACGGUAUCCGUGCCGAGAUCAUGUUCCCCUCGUGCUGGAACGGCAAGGACAAGACCGCCGACGACCACAAGAGCCACAUGGCCUACCCUAACAUGAUUGACGGUGGCUCGUGCCCCGAGGGUUUCGACACUCGUGUUCCCUCUCUCUUCUACGAGACUAUCUGGAACACCUACAAGUUCAAGGACUCCCCCGGUCAGUUCGUGUGGUCCAACGGUGACCCAACUGGUUACGGAUACCACGCUGAUUUCAUCAACGGAUGGAACAUCGACACCCUCCAGUCCGCCGUCUCCACCUGCACCAACCCCUCUGGUCGCGUUGAGGACUGCCCAGUCUUCUCCGGUUCCCUCCAAACUGAGUCUGAGCAGGCCACCUGCAAGAUCCAGUCCAUGCCUAAGGUCCUCUCUGUCGAUGACUGCGCCGGUCCUUCCAACGGUCUCUGCGGUAACGUCCCCGUUCAAUACGGACCCGAGUAUGCCGCACCCCUUGAAGGAGGAGACAAGGACGACGAGGAGCCCAUCACUCCUACUCUGUCCUCUGUCGCCCCUGUGCCCACUCAGUCCUACGCCCCUGCUCGCUCCAUGGGCGCUGGUGGUAUCUCCGUCUACAACGUUGAGAGCCCUUCCACCAUGGUCAAGUCCAGCUCCAGCGCUGACUAUGGCAACUACCCCGCCGCACCUGCCGUUACUCCUCUUGCUGACAUCGUUGAUGCUGUCGCGGGUGACGAGGCUGUCUCUACCUCUACCUACACCAAGGACGGUGUCGUAUACGAGGUUGCCAUUGUUGAGGUUGUCGUUACCACCACUGUUGGUGCUGACUACCGCCGACACGCACACAAGCACCGCCGUGGUCACUUCGGCCGCAACUAA